Dendrobium catenatum is the source of this 2059-nucleotide messenger RNA. Its product is annotated as probable polyamine transporter At3g13620. Gene Ontology annotation, molecular function: transmembrane transporter activity. Gene Ontology annotation, biological process: transmembrane transport. Gene Ontology annotation, cellular component: membrane. The record is from RefSeq and is a predicted model, not a curated record. Bases 186 to 1658 code for a protein of 490 amino acids. NCBI's taxonomy places the organism in Eukaryota, Viridiplantae, Streptophyta, Magnoliopsida, Asparagales, Orchidaceae. The transcript has 2 exons.
CGAUGGCUUUCUCCAUGAGAUCCUAGCGGCCCUCAUCGCUGUUUAAUUUUCUAUGUUUUAAAAUUGAGCGAUUGAUGCCGCACGCUCGAAAUCGGCAGCAGGGGCCCUCCAUCUUCCAUCCCUUCCGCGAAAGCUGCCAUCUUUGACCUGAAAUCCCAGUCCCAAAAAAAUUGCAGCUUUGGCCAAUGACUCCGGAGAUCCAAGUUCAGUCCUCCCCAAUCUCCACCCGUUCCGCUGCCACCAUGCCGGAAACCCUCCACGAAACAUCCCUCCCAAAACAGAGCACCAAUAUCAAGAAGCACCAAAAAGCUUCGAACAAACUCGGUCUUCUCCCCCUCGUCUUCCUCAUCUACUUUGAAGUUUCUGGUGGCCCUUUUGGCUCAGAACAAACAGUCCAGGCCGGCGGCCCCCUCCUCGCCAUCCUAGGCUUCGUUCUCUUCCCCUUCGUUUGGAGCAUUCCGGAAGCCCUAAUCACCGCAGAACUCGCCACCGCCCUCCCCGGGAACGGCGGCUUCGUCCUCUGGGCCGAUCGAGCCUUUGGCUCUUUCUCCGGCUCUCUUAUGGGCUCAUGGAAAUUCCUCUCCGGCGCCAUCAACUCCGCAGCCUACCCCGCUCUCUGCGCCGACUACGUCGCCCGUGCUAUCCCUUCUAUCUCGUCCGGCGCGCCUCGCGUUGCCACGGUUACGGCCACAACCGUUCUCCUCUCAUUUCUUAAUUAUACGGGACUAUCUGUUGUUGGGUAUACAGCCAUGGCGCUUUGUGCUGCUUCGCUUUUCCCCUUUUUCGUGCUGGCGGCGACGGCGUUGCCAAAGCUUAGACUGCGGCGAUGGGGCAAAAUUGCAAAAGAUAGGGAUUGGAGGCUAUUUUUUAACACGCUCUUUUGGAAUCUGAAUUUUUGGGAUAAUGCGAGCACGCUGGCUGGUGAGAUUGAUAACCCGCAGAGGACUUUUCCGAGGGCGCUUUUGGCUGCUGGGUUGCUCACUUCAGUGGCUUAUCUGAUGCCGCUGCUCGCCGGAACUGGGGCGCUUGAUGUGCCAUACUCGGAAUGGGACAGUGGUUUCUACGCCGACGUUGCAGGUAUGAUUACUGGACACUGGCUCAAAUACUGGGUAGAGGUUGGUGCAGUGUUAUCAGCCAUUGGUUUAUAUGAGGCUCAGCUCAGUAGCUCUGCGUUCCAGCUCCUUGGUAUGGCUGACCUUGGCUUCCUCCCAAAAUUUUUCUCCCUUCGGUCGAAAUGGUUCAGUACUCCCUGGGUUGGCAUUCUUACUUCAAGCUUCAUCUCCCUUGGCAUCUCCUUCCUUUCCUUGGAAGACAUCAUCUCCUCUGCUAACUUCCUCUACAGCCUUGGCAUGCUUCUUGAGAUUGCCUCAUUCCUUUGGCUGAGAAGGAAGGAGCCCAGACUAAAGAGGCCAUUUCAUGUGCCAUUGCGAAUGCCAGGGCUCAUUUUCAUGUGCUUGGUUCCCUCAGGAUUCCUCAUUUAUGUGAUGGCACUUGCAAGCUGGAAGGUGUUUGUGAUCAGUGGUGGCUUGACGUUGUUUGGUUCUGCGUUGUACUUCUUCAUGGAACUUUGCAAGUCCAGGGGAUUUUUGAAGUUUUCCACCCAAGGGGAGAAGGUUGGUGAAGUGGAAGAGGAAGAAGGGAAGUCGAAUGAGGCAUGAAAGUACUUCAGAAGGAAAAGAUUUCCCUCUUUGUAUGUCUGAAGAAGCAUUGAUUGAUCAAUUUGAUUCCUACUGCUUGUACUUUUAAUUGAAGAAUAAAGCAAUCUGAUUCAGCUUUUGCUAAAGUGGAGAUGAUUUUAUUACUACCGCUUGCACAGGUAAAAAAAGAAUCUAGUGGCUUUGGUAUUCCAAACUAUUGUUUGUUUUUAAUUAUUUAAAAAAUUGAAUAAUGAUAUACUAUAAUCUUAAGAUGCAUAGUUGAUCUAUUACUAUUUGGGAAAUAAUAUAUUAGCCAAAAUGUAAGAUUUGGUGUUUGCUGGCUAUUCAAUAUGUUGAUUAUCACAUGUAAUUAGUUUGUAUCUUUGUUUUUAAUUAUGUGGAUAGUUUGUUCCCCGUUUCAA